AUGGAAGUGAUGGUGGACUGCAGUGGAGGGAGUGAGAAACAAACAAAGAAAAAGGAAAGGGAGGGAGUGUGCAAUGCGUGUCGUGAGUCGUCGGUGACUGCCACCUGGACAACAAAGCUAAAGGGAAAAUUAGUAUCUAGUCUUGUUCAGAAAUUGACAAUCAUUGCUCUUAUUGUUGUCAGUGAGUGA
Sphenostylis stenocarpa is the source of this 189-nucleotide messenger RNA. Lineage: Eukaryota; Viridiplantae; Streptophyta; Magnoliopsida; Fabales; Fabaceae. The record is from the annotation of a GenBank genome assembly.